Molecule: messenger RNA, 1317 nt
Organism: Beta vulgaris subsp. vulgaris (sugar beet)
Lineage: Eukaryota; Viridiplantae; Streptophyta; Magnoliopsida; Caryophyllales; Amaranthaceae
Product: peroxidase 72
Exons: 4
Coding region: 105-1106 (333 amino acids)
Biological process (GO): response to oxidative stress; hydrogen peroxide catabolic process
Molecular function (GO): peroxidase activity; heme binding
Source: RefSeq, a predicted model, not a curated record
UUCAACCCAUCUCAGGAUAUCAUAUCACAAAAUUAAAGCAUUCAAAAUCAAGUCAAAUAAUAGUAUUAGUUUACAAAACAUAAGUGUAUAUUGUCAAAACAAACAUGGCUCAGUUCAUGAGCUACUUCAUUGUUCUUGCUCUCCUAGCAUUUGCACCACCACUAUGCUUCUCGCACAAAACCAAAAGUGGGUAUCUCUACCCGCAGUUCUACGAUCACUCGUGCCCGCAAUUGCAACAGAUUGUCAAGUCUGUUGUUGCUAAGGCGGUUGCGAGGGAACGUAGAAUGGCUGCUUCCUUACUUAGGCUCCAUUUCCAUGAUUGCUUCGUCAAGGGAUGUGAUGCCUCAUUGUUGCUAGACAAUGGUGGAGGCAUAGUCUCAGAGAAGGGGUCCAACCCUAAUAAAAACUCUGUUCGAGGGUUUGAGGUCAUCGACGAAAUCAAGGCUGCCGUGGAGCAAGCAUGCCCUCAUACCGUCUCUUGUGCUGAUAUUCUUGCUUUAACUGCCAGAGAUUCAACUGUUAUUGUUGGUGGACCAAACUGGGAAGUGCCCUUAGGAAGAAAGGAUGCAAGAGGAGCUAGUUUGAGCGGAUCAAACAAUGAUAUUCCUGCUCCUAACAACACAUUUAACACCAUUCUUACCAAGUUUAAACGCCAAGGCCUCAACCUUGGUGAUCUUGUUGCCCUCUCAGGUGCUCACACAAUAGGUAAUGCAAGGUGUGUAAGCUUCAGACAAAGGCUCUACAACCAGAACAAUAACGGGCAACCAGACGUCACAUUGAACCAUCUAUAUGCUUCAAAGUUGCGCAACCAGUGCCCACGAUCUGGUGGUGACCAAAACUUGUUCUUCUUAGACUAUGUCUCCCCCUUCAACUUUGAUAACAGCUACUACAAGAACAUCUUAUCUUACAACGGACUAUUGAACUCUGACCAAAUUUUGUUAACCAAAAAUCAUGCAUCAAUGAAAUUAGUGAAGCAAUAUGCUGAGAAUAUGGAGCUCUUCUUUCAUCAUUUUGCUAAGUCCAUGGUCAAGAUGGGUUAUAUCUCUCCAUUGACUGGGAAAAGAGGUGAGAUCAGGCAAAAUUGCAGAAGGAUCAAUACCUACUAAGAGUUCCUAACAGGUCAAAAUGUUAAAUGUGUGUGUGUUUUGUCUGUUUUGUUGUUUCAGUUGAAAAUUUGUGUAAUUUAGCCUGAAUUUCUUUACCUGUACAAGUAAUUUCAUUAUCUGUUUGUUUGAAGAAGAGUGACUGCUACUGUAGCACGUUCUGAGAGAAAUAUGUAAAUUAGUCUUCCAAAUGAAAUAAAUAUAUAUUGGUUCA